Messenger RNA from Coregonus sp. 'balchen', 4707 nucleotides. Lineage: Eukaryota; Metazoa; Chordata; Actinopteri; Salmoniformes; Salmonidae. The record is from the annotation of a GenBank genome assembly.
CUAAAUGCCGAUAUAGGACAAGUCUUGCUAAAAAUAAAUUCGCCCGGGGUAAACGUAUGCAUAUCCCACAUGAUGGAGCCUAUGUUGUCAGACCUAUUUGCACGCACAACCAUCAAAGGCAACGAUGCAGAGAGAAGAGACAAGGUCGAAUUAUUAAAGGUUUACGAACUCUAUGAACCACGGAUGUAACCGUGUCCCCAUGAUAUUGUGCACAGCCAUAUCGGAGACUAGCCUACAGCUGGACUUUAAUUUCCGCGUUGUCUUUUCACACUUUGACCGAGUUCACUCGGCUUUACAAUGGGUCAAAAUCAGCAAGCUCAGUCAACCAGCGAAGAAGAGUUGGAAGUAUCCACAAUUCAAGAACUCUACAAGACGUUCGUCGAUGAGUGCCCGAGCGGUUCGAUGCACUUGCACGAGUUCAAAAGGAUGUUUGGGGUUCAAAAUGAUGAAUCGCCGGAAUCGCAAUACAUGGAGGGCAUAUUCAGUGCGUUUGAUAUGAAUGAGGUAAGAUUUGGGAUACAAACAAGCAGACCUGGGUUAAUGACAUUUGCAUUUACUGUAAAAUAUUGAUUUGCAUACUGUAACAAAACAUUUUUUCGUGGUGUAGGCCUAAAGUUAUUAUGGACUCCCUGCCCCCUCCCCUCAAGUGUUUUCAACAUCCUAUUUAAUUCAUAAAUAUAGAUUUAUACAAUUUAGUACCAUACUAUUAUUAAUAUUGUUUUCUAGAAAAUGUGUUUCCCAGAAUGUGUCCACUUUCAACAUGUAGGCUGAGCUAUUUGUCUGUACAGUAUCAUGCAUCAUUUGUCCAUAUGCUUAAACAGCGUGAAGGUAGAUGGCCAUAACACCCCUCUUUCCAUAAAGUGGGCCAGUGUGUAAAGUCAAAUGGGUCGUUCCGCCUCAAAAAGAACCCAAAAUCUCAGAUUGUUCUGAAAUCGUUUCUGUUGUUAGAAACCGAUAAGAUUAGCAUUCCUGCAAUAUUAUUUUGUUGAAAUAUAAUUUGAUCUCUGAGAAAUUAAUCUAAUUGAUUGCACCCAAAUUUUUAAUUUACAUUUUUAGUUUUCAUAUAAUAUUCAAUAAAUAUAGUACCUAACAUCCAAAUUGGACCAUAAUUUUUCUAACAAUGACUUAGACAUGAGAAAUCCAAAGAAAUUGUCAAAAGCCACCCAUGGACCCCCCACGCCAAUCCCACCCCAACAACUAGUAUAUAGUAUCAGUUGUCUAUGUCUGACCAGUAGUAUGGAGCUGCAGCUCUGCGUGUUGUUUCUUCAUCCUAUGUAUUAUGUUCCCCAAAAAUGUUUUUUACCCCUGUUCAGAGAAAAUAUUCAUAUACGUUUUUUUCAUUUUUUUUUUUUUUUAGGGGGUAGAUCAGUUUUAAUAUUGCAGAUUGUAACUUCCAUCAAUGUAAUUGUUUGCAUCACUUCCAAUACCCCAUGUUUUUUUUUCUUCUCUGCAUAUAUAUAUAAUAUAUAAUUUUUAUAUAUAAUAUAUAUUAUGUUAUUAUAAUAAUAUUAUAUUAUUAUAUCCAUUAUAUAUAUUAUAUUAUAUUAUAUAUUAUAUUAUAUUAUAUAUAUAUAUAUAUAAUGGAAUGCAUUUCAAUUAAUAGGUGUGCCUUCUUAAAAGUUAAUUUGUGGAAUUUUAUUUUCUUCUUAAUGCAUUUGAGCCAAUCAGUUGUGUUGUGACAAGGUAGGGGGGUAUACAGAAGACAGCCCUAUUUGGUAAAAGACCAAGUCCGUAUUAUGGCAAGAACAGCUCAAAUAAGCAAAGAGAAACGACAGUCCAUCAUUAUUGUAAGACAUGAAGGUCAGUCAAUACGGAACAUUUCAAGAACUUUGAAGGUUUCUUCAAGUGCAGUCACAAAAACGAUCAAGCGCUAUGAUGAAACGGACUCUCAUGAGGACCGCCACAGGAAUGGAAGACCCAGAUUUACCUCUGCUGCAGAGGAUAAGUUCAUUAGAGUUACCAGCCUCAGAAAUUGCAGCCCAAAUAAAUGCUUCACAGAGUUCAAGUCACAGACACAUCUCAACAUCAACUGUUCAGAGGGGACUGUGUGAAUCAGGCCUUCAAGGUCGAUUGCUGCAAAGAAACCACUAUUAAAGGACACCAAUAAUAAGAAGAGACCUGCUUGGGCCAAGAAACACGAGCAAUGGACAUUAGACCGGUGGAAAUGUGUCCUUUUGGUCUGGAGUCCAAAUGUGAGAUUUUUGGUUCCAACUGCCAUGUCUUUGUGAGACGCGGUGUGGGUGAACAGAUGAUCUCUGCAUGUGUAAUUCCCACUUGAAGCAUGGAGGAGGAGGUGUUAUGGUCUGUGUCUGUGACUUAUUUAGAAUUCAAGGCACACUUAACCAGCAUGGCUACCACAGCAUUCUGCAGUGAUACGCCAUCCCAUCUGGUUUGGACUUAGUGCUUAGUGGGACUAUCAUUUGUUUUUCAACAGGACAAUGACCCAACACACCUCCAGGCUGUGUAAAUGAUGGAGUGCUGCAUCAGAUGAUCUGGCCUCCACAAUCCCCCGACCUCAACCCAAUUGAGAUGGUUUGGGAUGAGUCAGAUGGAAGAGUGAAGGAAAGCAGCCAACAAGUGCUCAGCAUAUGUGGGAACUCCUUCAAAACUGUUGGAAAAGCAUUCCAGGUGAAGCUGGUUGAGAGAAUGCCAAGAGUGUGCAAAGCUGUCAUCAAGGCAAAGGGUGGCUAUUUGAAGAAUCUCAAAAAUAAAAUAUAUGUUGAUUUGUUUAACAUUUAUUUGGUUACUACAUGAUUUCAUAUGUGUUAUAUCAUAGUUUUGAUGUCUUCACUAUUAUUCUACAAUGUAGAAAAUAGUACAAAUAAAGAAAAACUAGUAUACAUUUCUUACUUCGAGACCACAUAAGGAUUUUUAUUGAGGCUAUAGUUGAUCAUGAUCGUUUGACUGUCUCUAUUACAGGACAACACCAUGGAUUUCAUCGAAUAUGUUGCUGCGCUAAACCUUGUGCUUCGAGGACGACUCGAGGAUAAACUCAAGUGGUCUUUCAAGGUGUUUGACAACGAUGACAAUGGGCGACUGGAUAGGCGCGAGCUGAGAAUAAUUAUAAGGGUAAGGGUUGGGGCCGAAGUGCGACCUAUAGUAACAUUCUAAGCCAGUGUUUCUCAACAUGGGUCCUGGUAGGGACCUGUUCUACGGCACACUAAUUAGACACUAAGCCGUAUAUACUGUAUCUGCUUGGAUCAGGUAACCACUAAACUCAAAGCCUCUGAGAAUCAGCUAUUUAUCAAACAGAAAAACAACAACAAAGUUUAAUAAACACAUUUAUAUUGUAGAUACUGCACUUUGCCUUUGCAUUACCCAUAUAGUUGUUUAAGGUCAAACAAAGGCAGAGUGCAGUAUCUGCAUUUUAGGGGCCAUAGGCCAAAUCAGUGGUAAUGGUUGAUUUGCAUAAAAAUGACUUCAUAAUAAGAUGAUACUUCAUUGCAUUAUCACUUAUCUACCUACAACAUAUUUGGCUGGCUAACAAAAAUAUUUUAAAGCCAUUUGUCUUGGAUUCACUGUUGGCGUAGUUACAGUGUUUUGUAGGGCAGUAUUGGAAGUACUCUAGUUAGAAUAAUUCAAAUGAAUUGAACAUUUGGGCCAUUUAAUUCAGGCUUCUUAAUCGGAGCAAUUUAUUCGGUAAUUCAAAAGCUGCACGCACAGUGGCUGUUCAGGAUCGAAGUUGAGAAACCCUGCUCUUGGACUUGAAGGCUGCGGUCCGAUGCUCUACCCUUCUCCCGAAGUGUGCACUCGUAUACGCCCCCUUAUGGAUUUAAAAGCAUUGAAUUGGUGUAAUGAAUAUGGUAGGAACUUCCCCCAGCCGUCCUUGUACCAACCUAAUGCUUUUAAAUGCACACUUGUGGAAGAAGGGUAGGAAUUCUCUCAAACCCCAACUGCAUAUCUCAGAGAUAAUCAUUGACUUAUCUUUGAGGGACCAAUGUAUGGAGUGUUAAGAUAUUCUGCAAAACGUAACUGUAAAGUUGAUUUUAUGUAACAUUCCUCUGUUUGUGAUGUCUGUAGAUCAUCUACAAGAUAAAGCAAGGUUCUGUGACUGAUGAGGCAGGUCACACCCACCUUACACCUGAAGAGGUGUGUGACCGUAUUUUCCAGAAAGUUGACGAUAAUGGCGACGGUGAGCACCGGAGAACUUAUUUGUGAAUUUUGACUGCCUUUAGCUGUUACUGUAGCAUGUUUUCAUGGGCCCACUCAAAACACAUCACAUGGUCAGAAAUAAUGACAUAGCGAGACACUAUUAAAAAUGUGACCCAUGUAUGGCUGGAUCUACUCAACCGAUGGUGCAGGAAGUGGGAUGAAUUGUGACUUGUGAGAUCUGAAAAUAAUUGGUAGUGAGCUAUCCACUUGAACUAAUUGUUGAUGAUACAGUAUAAUGACAGAGUGGGGACACAUCAUGGAGAAUAACAAGGAUCUCCUUUUUAUCUUUGGUUCCAGGUCAGAUAACUCUGGAGGAGUUUGUGGAGGGGGCAAAGAGAGACCCCUGGGUGCAAAAACUCAUAAGCCUGGAUAUCAACCCCAGUUACUGGGUCCACCAGCGCUUGAGCGACAGAAAACUCCAGAGUCCAAAAUGAUGAACUAAAAUGUCAGACGGAGGAAGAGGACAUUGGGUCUCUCUAUAAAAGAGUAGCUGAACCAAAAAAACAACUUAUCUGGUUGAAAACGGCCUAGAGUCAUAAACAUCAACUCUAGUCC